Mycetomoellerius zeteki is the source of this 748-nucleotide messenger RNA. RefSeq lists its product as uncharacterized. The record is from RefSeq and is a predicted model, not a curated record. The coding region runs from base 12 to 350 and encodes 112 amino acids. Lineage: Eukaryota; Metazoa; Arthropoda; Insecta; Hymenoptera; Formicidae. The transcript is spliced from 4 exons.
CAUCGCCCAGCAUGUUCCGACUUCUUUUCUUCGUGUUGUUAAUAUUCUCGACCGUUUCGGCCGAAUCAUGUAUCAUUCAGGAUACGAAGGAAAAUCCGGACAUUCAGGUGAUCGAAUUGGACGACUCCAGCAAAGAUUCCAGCGAAUCAGAAAUCGUUGCUCUACACCUCCCAGACAGACGAAGAAGGGAAAUCAUCGAGGUAAAAAAUGAAGAAAGAAGCAACUUCUGCAAGAACGAUGAUAAUUGCGGUUCAGAAUUAAUCUGUUUAGCACAUCUGAUCUGCAUAAAAGGAACACGGCGGACAGUAGAUCCUCAGGAAACAGUCAAUAAAAAACGGACAAUGCAGUAAGGAAAUGAUGGUGACGUAACGGUGGCAAUUUCAUAUAUUAUUAACAGUAUACUGAUGAAACUUUUUGUGGAGUAAUCUCGCUGCCCUCGUCGAACAAUAAGUGUGUUUGCAUCAAUCCAAUGAUCGAUUUGCCAUCAUCACCAAUAUCCAGCGAAUAUCUGUUUGUUUAUCUAUAUUUCGCGCGCCAAUGAAAUUUUCCACUGUACAUCCAUCUAUUGUCAAUGCAUGAAUAUGACAUAAACCGAAAAUAUCGGACAUUUAAUGGCGACCCGGCCAUGGUCGCGGAUGCAUGUAGUAAAGCGGUUAAGUUACAUUUUACACGCGGAUUCGGAAUACCAGCGAAAGGGAUACGGCCGGUAUAAAAGCUCUCCGCCCCUUCUUCGCCUUAAAAAAAAAAA